Molecule: messenger RNA, 735 nt
Organism: Cotesia congregata
Lineage: Eukaryota; Metazoa; Arthropoda; Insecta; Hymenoptera; Braconidae
Source: the annotation of a GenBank genome assembly
AUGAACCAAGCCCCAGUAUCGUGUAUUCCUGCUACGACCAAGAUGUCAAAGGCCAAGAAGAUCCUUGAUGAAGCUCGGGAAAUCCAAAAUCCUGAGCUUGAUCUCGCAGAUAAAAAUGUAUCGACCUUUGAGGAGAUGCCUGGUUUGCUUAAUAUGUUAAACAUCACAAGAUUGACGUUGAGUCACAAUAAAAUCCAACUUGUCCCGCCAGGGCUAGCAAAUCUUGUAAACUUGGAGAUAUUAAAUCUAUUUAACAACCACAUUACAGAAUUGCCUAUUUCUUUAUCACAGAUGCCAAAAUUAAGAAUACUUAAUGUUGGGAUGAAUCGAUUGGAUGUUCUACCAAGAGGUUUUGGUGCCUUCCCAGUUCUUGAAGUGCUUGAUUUAACUUACAACAAUCUCCAUGAGAAAAACUUACCUGGGAACUUUUUUAUGAUGGAAACGUUACGAGCUCUCUAUCUCGCUGACAACGACUUUGAAUAUUUACCCCCAGAAAUCGGUCAUCUGAAAAAUCUUCAAAUUCUAGUUCUUCGUGAAAAUGAUUUAAUAGAAUUACCAAAAGAAAUUGGCGAACUGACUCGACUCCGAGAGUUACACAUUCAAGGAAAUCGUUUGACUGUUCUUCCUCCAGAAAUCGGUAAUCUUGAUUUAGUCAGUAAUAAAGCAGUUUUUAGAAUGGAGUUCAAUCCAUGGGUUACACCUAUCGGUGAUCAAUUACAAAGACUAACUACUUAA